Messenger RNA from Halichondria panicea, 2077 nucleotides. RefSeq lists its product as uncharacterized. Bases 74 to 1867 code for a protein of 597 amino acids. Gene Ontology annotation, biological process: homologous chromosome pairing at meiosis; oogenesis; spermatogenesis. NCBI's taxonomy places the organism in Eukaryota, Metazoa, Porifera, Demospongiae, Suberitida, Halichondriidae. The record is from RefSeq and is a predicted model, not a curated record. Gene Ontology annotation, cellular component: central element. The transcript has 12 exons.
GGAAGAGGACGUUGUCAUAGCUCAAAGAAGGCGACAAAGGAGCGGAAGAGGAUGCUGUCAUAGUAAUGCAAUAAUGGCUACCUCUGCACAGGAAGCUGGCUCUGGCUUCGACCAAAUACUGAAGAAUACAGAAUUCGAGAACGACCAUCAAUUGAAGGCUAUCAAAGCCGAGCAAGAAAGAGCACAAUCCUGCCAGUUUCAACUCAAAGAAAAGCAGAAGCAGAUACUCCAGUUUCAGAAAACAAUCAGUGAUUUGGACGAGCAUGCAAAACAACUCCACAAGCAAUUCCUCAUCAACAGAGACAACUGUGAAAGUUUGAAACGCACUGCUAUUGUCCUUGCUGAUCACGAGGAUGCACUGAAGGGGAAACUACUCACAACACAGAAAGAAGUGGAGUCAGAGAAAUGGGAGCAAAAUGAAUCCUUGUCCAAGUAUGAGAGUGUCUGGGAGAGAUACAGAGUACAGUACAACAGCACAGAGAAAGCUCAAGGCAUGCAGGCAACUGAGACACAGCUGAACAAUUUUUGCCAAGAGAAUUCAACUCUGGAAACGAACAUCAACCAAACAAAAGAAGCUAUCUUUGCUCUAAAGCAAAAAGGAGAGAGAAUUUCCCUGGUCGCAUUUGUUCUCAAAAUGGCUGAGCUUCAUGUGGAGACAACUAAAGUGAGGCAGGAAAUGACGACAGGCAACCCUCAGCAAGCUACUCUACUAGAGAAAGAUAUUGAGGUCCUACGUGAGAAGAUCAAAGCUGAAGAGAUGAAAAAACAACAAGAAAAAGAGAAACGAGACAGUCAGAAUAAAGUAGUUCAGGAUAAUCGUAUGGACACUGAGGAAUCUACAUUUGUAACUAUCGUUACUCAAUCAACCCACACACCCCAACGCCCACGUACUCCUGGAAUACUCCCACCAACAAUCCUACCAUUGACAGUACCACCGAAACAAAGCACUCCAUCACGAGCACGCUACCAACUUGAGAUCCCUAAACUAACCAUGCCCUCACGUGUACCCGCUAUCAGGGCCUCCAUAUCACAAUCCCCCGGAGCAUUUCAAUCACCUGUGUUCAAAGUACCUACUAAUCGACCUCGCUCAAACUUCCAGAUCCCCACCCUGGCCAUUAGCACACCUCCUAGACCGUGCAUACCUCUAUUGCACACGCCAAUACAACAGAGGCCAAGGUUGCUAUCGUUCACUCCACCCACUGCCAGGUCAACACCUCAAGUGACUCUUAGUACACCGAAUAUUAGGCCUACUGUAUCAACCUUAGCGACAAGCCAGUCCUUGUCAGCAGUGCAGACACCAACUACCACUGUACCACAAGCUGGUCAUAACCAAGCUCCCAUGCAACCAUCGUCUCUAUCAAAAGCAACAAAUAUUGUAGGCAUUGAAAUUCAAGAUUCUGUGGCUGAAAUGGAUAAUCAAACAUUGCAGCAGGAGCCGAGUGGUUUUGAGUUAAGCAAUAUUUCUCAGGAGAGUACAUCAUUUGCUACUCUGUUCACCAGUGACAGUGGUCAGGAGUGUACAGACUAUGCUGGUGACUUUGGGCAGACUGGACACUAUCAGGAGAGCUCUGUGAAUGAUCAGCAACAACUUGAGUUUACUGGAGAAGAUGACAAUGGAUUGUUUUAUGGAAUGGACGGCUCUCUAUCUGGACUAGGGAAUCAGCCAGACACGAGUGCUACUGGAGACAUGUUUGCUGGGUUAGGCUCAGAGUCUGCUCAUGAUGAUGGAGGAGGAUUCAACUUGUUCUCACAAGAUGAGACACCUGACGUCAGCAAGACAACCACUGGAGCCACAGACACAGAUUUCUGUUUCCUAUUCGGGGGAGAUGAGACAGCCAGUGGUGAGUCAUCAUUCUCCUUCUUCUGAUACCUAAUGGCUACACCUCACAACCUACUGAACAAACUAAAUAGUUACUGCUACUACCAGACUAUUAUAAAUUCAUUCUAUCUGUCAUGUAUAUAUGUGUGUGUGUCGUGUCAAUUAAUUAAGAUACUUCGUGCUGUAUCUUAUUUCAAUUACUGUUUAUUUGUGUUAUAAACGCUAGCUAGGGGGUGAAAUCAAUUGCUUUGUUAUAAA